Pipistrellus nathusii (Nathusius's pipistrelle) is the source of this 573-nucleotide messenger RNA. NCBI's taxonomy places the organism in Eukaryota, Metazoa, Chordata, Mammalia, Chiroptera, Vespertilionidae. The record is from the annotation of a GenBank genome assembly.
AUGGAGGCGCCGGCACGAGGUCUGUUGGAGGCCGAACCACUGCGAGGAAGAGAUGAAGACGCAGUAGCCAGCGCUGACUUCUCUAGCAUGCUCUCUGACGAGGAGAGAGAAGAGUUAAAGGCAGAACUAGUUCAGCUGGAAGACGAAAUUACAACAUUACGACAAGUAUUAUCAGCAAAAGAAAGGCACCUGAUUGAAAUAAAGCAAAAACUCGGCAUGAACCUGAUGAAUGAAAUAAAACAGAACUUCAGCAAAAGCUGGCAUGACAUGCAGACCACCACUGCCUACAAGAAGACACAUGAAACGCUGAGUCACGCAGGACAGAAGGCCACUGCUGCUUUCAGCAAUGUGGGGACGGCCAUCAGCAAGAAGUUUGGAGACAUGAGGAAUUCUCCUACUUUCAAAUCAUUUGAGGAGAGGGUUGAGACAACUGUCACAAGUCUUAAGACGAAAGUAGGCGGGCCGAACCCGGGCGGAGGCAGCUUUGAGGAGGUGCUCAGCUCCACCGCCCAUGCCAGCGCGCAGAGCUCGGCGGGCGCCCCCCGGCGGGAGGAGGAGGAACUGCAGUGCUAG